Necator americanus (New World hookworm) is the source of this 573-nucleotide messenger RNA. RefSeq lists its product as uncharacterized. The record is from RefSeq and is a predicted model, not a curated record. The transcript has a single exon. Lineage: Eukaryota; Metazoa; Nematoda; Chromadorea; Rhabditida; Ancylostomatidae. The coding region runs from base 1 to 573 and encodes 190 amino acids.
AUGGGAGGGGUUAUAGUGCAGGAAGUUGCUGUUGUCGAGCUUCGGGUGCUUGCGGAUCUUGUCGGCCAGUCUUUGCAGUUGAGCGCGGUAGACCACCGCAGUAAUUGUCGUGUUGUCCAGCACCAGUUCGACCGUACAUUCCAUGAACUCCCUACCAGACGCUCAGCAUUACCUUCUUCUCAUGGAUUUCACCUUUCACGAAAGGAUUCAUUUUUCAUCUCCAGUGACAAUGGUGUCCAGCCAGUCAAAUCUGCGGCUUCUGGAGAGCAGCCGAGUGCAGAUGUCCAGGCGUCUUUGGCGGUUGCCGUCGCUCUGUGGAAGUCACUGACCGAGCUUUUUACCAUUCCGAGAGAUCGCAGUCCAUUGCUCACGGUGGUCAGCGAACAGCCAAGACUGGCAGCGAAAUACCGCACACCUUCAUGUGGAUGCUGCUCCGUCAGAUUCGUCGAACGAUAUUGCAGUCGGACCAGAGCGAGGCUCAUCUUCGAGUUUCUUGUUUCCAGCUUUGAAGCGCUGGAACCAGGCGCACAGAGACCGCUCAGAAAGGGCUUCAGUGUCGAAUACUUGACGUAA